GUAUCUAUGAGACUCCGGCGGGAACCAUCCUCCACUCCGCUCAUUUAGACCUCGAGGCCCUCACCACCGACCGCGAGGUGAGGAACAUCAAGCGAGGACUGGCCGCCAAGUUCGGAGAGCUGGUUUACAACGGCUUCUGGUUCAGCCCCGAGGGCGAAUUCAUCCGCCGUUGCAUCGACCAUUCCCAAGACCUGGUGGAGGGGAAGGUCCAGCUCUCUGUCUUGAAGGGUAACGUGUACAUUUUAGGAAGGGAAUCGCGCCAAUCCCUGUACAAUGAAGAACUCGUAAGCAUGGAUGUUCAAGGGAGCUAUGAACCCUCGGAUGCCACUGGAUUCAUCAACAUCAAUUCCCUUAGGCUGAAAGAAUAUCAUCGGCUCCCCGACAAGGUCAGCCUGGCUGAGGAUUAAUGGCAAUCAAGUGGCCCAAAAGCAACUCAUUCUGCUAAUUUCUUCCCAGCUCUCGUCCUCUGGGUCACAACUGGGAAUGUUCUCGACCCGU
Messenger RNA from Thamnophis sirtalis, 498 nucleotides. The record is from RefSeq and is a predicted model, not a curated record. Lineage: Eukaryota; Metazoa; Chordata; Lepidosauria; Squamata; Natricidae.